Messenger RNA from Chrysoperla carnea, 415 nucleotides. RefSeq lists its product as uncharacterized. Lineage: Eukaryota; Metazoa; Arthropoda; Insecta; Neuroptera; Chrysopidae. The coding region runs from base 35 to 415 and encodes 126 amino acids. The record is from RefSeq and is a predicted model, not a curated record. The transcript is spliced from 3 exons.
UCAAAGCAAAAUAGUUCCAAAAGAAAAUUUGAAAAUGGAUAACAUUUAUCAUAAGGAAGCUGAAUUUCAUAAAAUGAAUUUACAGCUUGAACUUAAAACUCAAGCAUUAAUUGAUGAAGUGGAUACCGUAAUUAAAAGUCAAGAAGUAAGACAUACAAAUCGUCCAAAAACUACGACUUUAAAACGACAAGAUUCAUGUGCAGUUUUAUCCGAGGAUAAUUAUUCUAACUUUGAAGAUAUUGACUUUGCCAAUUCAGCCGAAAAUAAUAAACGUAAUACGACGUUAAAUGGUAUUGCUAAAUUUCUUAAAAUGAAAAUGUUGAAAAUGCAAGAAGAAGUUAAACGGUUACAAAUUGAAUUUAAACGCAAGAGUGUCCCAGGAGUAACGGGCGUCCUUGUUGAAUUAUGUAAAUAA